AUGAUCAUCUUCUUUCUGCUGGCUCUGGGCGCUGCGUCUCCCUCACCAGAUCAUGAAGUCCAGCUGCAGCGGGGCAACUGUCCUAUGUUUUGGUACAGCUUUCAAGACCGCUGCUACAAGUACGUGGCCUCAUACAUGACCUGGGCAGAUGCAGAGCUACACUGUGUGGCACAGGGAGCCAACCUGGUGUCUGUUCACAGUCUGGAAGAGCACAGCUUUAUCAACUCCUUAAUCCAUAACUUUGACCCCGCUCGAAAGCACACCUGGAACGGACUCAGCGACAUUGCUAAAGAAGGAGCCUGGAUGUGGUCCGAUGGGUCUCAAGUCAACUUUCUGCUUUGGAACGAGGGAGAGCCAAACAAUGGCGGAGGAGCAGGCUUUGUGGAGCACUGUGGGCACACCAACGCUGGCAUCGACUUCAUGUGGAAUGAUGCUGGAUGCGGGUACCCUGUACCCUGCCACCCUGGACAGUCCGGCCCUGGUCCCCAGUGA
Salarias fasciatus (jewelled blenny) is the source of this 492-nucleotide messenger RNA. RefSeq names its product galactose-specific lectin nattectin-like. The record is from RefSeq and is a predicted model, not a curated record. The coding region runs from base 1 to 492 and encodes 163 amino acids. NCBI's taxonomy places the organism in Eukaryota, Metazoa, Chordata, Actinopteri, Blenniiformes, Blenniidae. The transcript is spliced from 2 exons.